Molecule: messenger RNA, 4069 nt
Organism: Amblyraja radiata (thorny skate)
Lineage: Eukaryota; Metazoa; Chordata; Chondrichthyes; Rajiformes; Rajidae
Gene: gas2l1
Product: growth arrest-specific 2 like 1
Exons: 5
Coding region: 1248-4067 (939 amino acids)
Biological process (GO): regulation of microtubule polymerization or depolymerization; protein localization to microtubule plus-end; actin crosslink formation
Cellular component (GO): stress fiber; actin filament; cytoplasm
Molecular function (GO): cytoskeletal adaptor activity; actin filament binding; microtubule binding
Source: RefSeq, a predicted model, not a curated record
AUAGUUGGCAUUAGCUGGACGUGUUCUCAGCUGGGCGGAGGUCGGCUGGGGAGUGAGCGGUUUCCAUGGCGCUGAAAGUAGUCAGGAUAUAAACAGAGGUGGGAGAGAAGGCCGAGUGGGAAGUUAGGCAGCGACAGGAAACUUGAACUUCCACCCGGAUUGUAGAGGGAGAGAUGUAACUGACCGCUCCCAAAUAACAACACUUGUGUUGUGUGAAUGAUGGGAUGGACUGUGGGGAACAGUUUUCCCUCGUGCUCUAUGUUUAUUGAUGGGAUGUGGGGAAGAGUUUACUCCUAGUGUGUGUUUGAUGGGAUGGACAUCGGGGAACAGUUUUCCCCUGCGCCGGGUGUUUACUGAUGGCGUGUGGGUUAGAGUUUGCUGGACUGUGAAGAAGACUUAACUCCCGUGCUGUGUGUUUCUUGAGACGGGCUGUGAGGAGGUUUCUCUUGUCUUGCUUGUUUACUGAUCUGGUCUGUGUGGAAGGGGUUUCCCUUGUGCUGUGUGUUCCAUGAGAUGGUCUGAGAGGAAGGAAGGGCUUUUCCCUUCUCUCGUCUGUUUACUGAUGGAGUCCAGGGUAGGGUUUUUUCCCCCCCCGUGUGUUGUGCGUUUAUUGAGAUGAGUUGCUACUCGUGUGCGCGCUUGACCAGGUGGGUCGCUGUCUGAUCACUGCGAGCCCGAGCCUCUUGCGAUGCGCAGGGAGGGAGAGGGAGUUACAGCGACGGGAUGGGACUCGGGCGGGGAGAAGUUAACCAGACCGGCCAAGCCUUCGACCUGAAACCUAGGAGCGGAGCGGCGCAACGUUGAAGCAGGGCGGAGCGGAGUCCAAUUGAAGCUGACGUGACAACGAGGAACUGCAGAUGUUGGUUAAUACCAAAGAUAGACACACAGAAUGCUGGAAUAACUCAGUGGGGCAGGCAGCAGCUGCCCGGGACUGCAGUCGACAGGGAGGGAGCGAGAAAGAGACUGAAACUCAUCUGAAUCUGAGUCUAUUUUAUUUUAUGUUUUAGCAGAGACUACUCUGCCGGAGGAACUGAGCGGGUCAGACAGCUGCCGUGGAGGGGGAAUGGAUAGAGGGGGAUAGUGAGUCUGUUUUAUACAUGAGUCUGAUAGACAUCAGUGAGCUAGCGCGGGGUGGGGUGGGGAUUGACACAGAGUGAUUCACCUGGGGCGGCGAGAGGCGAGACGUUUCUACGGGAAGGAGCGCAGGAGUUAAAGGGGAGGGACAGAGGAGGAUUUGGGUGAGGAAUAUGGCGGAGCAGAGGAACAUCCAGUCCGCCGCCAACAAGAGCAUUCGGCCCUUCAGGUCGAGCGAGGACUAUCUGUACGCCAUGAAGGAGGACCUGGCGGAGUGGCUCAACGCGCUGUACGACUUGGAUGUCCACGUAGACAUGUUCGCGGAGGCGCUGGAGACGGGCUGCGCUCUGUGCCAACACGCCAACAAUGUCAACCAAACCGCCCUGGAGUUCGAGCAGAGAUGUCCCGGGUCGGUGGGGAAGAUGAAGGUGCCCCGCACCCCGGUCACCUUCGCCUCCAGGAACGUCCAAGCCGGCUCCUUCAUCGCCCGCGACAACGUGUCCAACUUCAUUGACUGGUGCCGCCACGACUUGUCCAUCAGAGACGCUCUGAUGUUCGAGACCAACGACCUGGUCCUGCGCAAGAACGAGAAGAACUUUGUGCUAUGCCUGCUGGAGGUGGCCCGGCGUGGCUCCAAGUUCGGCAUGUUGGCCCCCAUGCUGAUCCAGAUGGAGGAAGAGAUCGACGAGGAGAUCCGGGAUGCCCUGGAAGACGAGGAAUUCCAACCCCGGGUCCAGAGGAGAUUGUGCGACUUCAAGAAUCUGGAUGCGAUGGUCCGUGAGAUUCUCGGCCAUUGUUCCUGCCCUUCACAGUUUCCCAUGACAAAAGUAUCUGAGGGUAAAUAUAAAGUCGGUGAGACCAGCACUUUGAUCUUCAUCAGAGUUCUGCGGAACCAUGUGAUGGUGCGUGUGGGCGGAGGCUGGGACACGCUGGAGCACUACCUGAACAAGCACGACCCCUGCAGAUGCAACUCAUCCACACAUCGCCUUCAGUCAGGGAAACCUUCAUCCAAGACAUCGCUGAACAACAGUCCUCUCGCCUCCAGAGCUCCAAGUCCCGGCCCACCGCGCUUUCCCGAAGGACCUGCUAUUUCAAAGCUGCCCGUUAACGGCAGGCAGGCGGACAGACGAACCAGUUCAGCGGCAGAAUGGUCAACAGUGAAACAAAAUGGACUGCCUGCCACGAAAAGGGACAGGCCAUUCAGCCCAAGUAAUGGUGCUAGCAAAGGUCAGGUGACCAGGCAACAGGGGACACCUGUAACCACAACUACUGCAGGAGAGUUGAUGAAUAGACGCAUCACACAAACACCGGACAUGGCAAGGGCCAUCUCUCCCCGAUCGCACGACUUGUCAGAACCAAGGGGCUCCGGACCUGGGAGGCGAAGGGAAUCCUCGAUCCCCAGGCGGCCAGUGGGGGAACGUGAACUCACUCCCAUCAGAACGGGGCCACCACGAAAGACUUUCUCCCCAAGGAAAAACUCCAGUGACGACGUCCUGAUUGUAGACAGGAGAAACGGCAAACACGUUGUGCACCGGAGCUUGGCACAGCAAGAUCCCAGUCUAAGGACCGUCCAGGUGAGGCGGAGAAGUCAGUCAUCAGACCACCAGAGUUGGACGGAGCAAGGCGGUGAGGAUGAGAGGGCGGCUCGGCUACCCGGCACCAAGUCCCGCCCAUCCCAGGAACUCACCAGAACCUCCUCCAACUCCAGCCAGGACUCUACCGCACCCACCAAGGGCAAUGGUCCAAGGGGCUACGGCCUGAGGGGCAACCGGGGCAAGGGGACCUCUCGGGCCAGGGGCCACGGAGGAGAGGCAGAGAGAAGGACCAAGUCCCCCGCUCCAUCCAAGGCCCCCACUGGUUCCAGGAUGGCCCUGAUCCCAGCCCGGUCCUCCAGCCCCACUCCCACCGCUGGCCCCGUCAGACCUCCGCCCCGCACCACCAGACCCGCUCACCAAGGCUGGUGCUACGACAAGAACCACAACCUUCUCAACUUCUGCCUCGAUUCAGACGGCUGCUGUGGGAGCAGCGGGUGCCCGCCCCGGUUGGAGGUGGACAACUUCCACCCUGCCCGCACCGCCCACACCACCGUGGAGGACGAACUGUACAGGGGCUUCGAGGAGGAGUUUUUGGCCAACACCCGGCAGAUGUCGCUGGAGAGCAGUGGGAGCGAGGGGGGUGAAAUGCUCCCGGUGAUCGGUGUGACCCAGGCCACCGUGGAAGGGCAGCUGGAGAUAGCAGAUACUCUCUGCCGCCCCUCGACUUUACCGGGACCUCACGCUUUCAAUGGGCCGGGAGAGGAUGCAGAGACACAGGAAGGACCACCACCAGGGCAGAGCAAGACCCCGGUGUUGGAUGGGGACUGGAUCGGAGAUGUCCUGGAAUACCGCCCCCACAAUCUUCUCCAGACCAUCGAGAGCGUGAGGGAACCCGAUCUCCCAAGUCCUCUGGGCGAGGGGGGACUUUACACGGGGGAGAUCCACAGGUCAGGACCUCCUGAAGCCGAGGUGCAAAAUGGACAGGACCUCCCCAGUGGUGUAGUGGCCAGAACCCACACUCCGCCCCCAGCCGAUGGUCAAGGCCUUGACAAGACCGAUGGACCCACCUCCACCGAGUUGCCCUCCAACCUCCAGAUUAACUCGCACGUGGUUCAAAUGAGGCCCAGGAAAGGGUUGAAGAAGCCCGACCGAGUGCCCUCCAUCUACAAGCUCAAGCUGCGCCCCAAGAUCCGCCCUCGGACCGACAAUCAGCCCGAGAGGAAACCGUCCAAAAUCCCCACCCCGGUCGGGUGCAGGCAAGGCCAGAGGUCCCCGAGGUCCCCGAGGUCAGGCCAGUGCUCCUUGCUGGAGGGCGGCCAUUCCAGGCGUAAGACCAAGCAUAAACUCAUCUUGUACUGCGAGGACCUCCAGAGCUCGAGAGAGGAUCUCCUGCCCUCCCCCACCUCCAGCGACGGGACAGCCCCCAACCUAAACCGCCCCGACCACUCUUGGGAUUGACC